CCCCCCCCGGCUUCUUGCUGCUCCGGCAUACAGAGUGAGGUGAGGGAGGAGACGAUGCUCUCUGGAGUUGAAUUUGGACUUCCUUUGCUCCGCGGUUGCAUCUGUGGUUAAAGAUCGAGGAGGAUCUGCUUGCUCGCGUCUGCUUUUGAUUGGUCACAUCUUGCUACGGUCUUCGUGCUUGGUGGGGCCAGCGCUGGACGCCAGUCCUUCCAUCUUCUUGCUCUUGUGUCACGGUCUCGUACUAGGGUGCCCAAGGUGGAGGAGAGCUGUUGCCUGCUUCUCGAUCGUUGUUCUGGAGGGGAAUCUGGAAGAUCGAUUUCGUGUUGUUGAAAGAUCUAGAGCAGUUUGUUGCCGUGUCCAUCCACAUCUCGCUGCAACCAUGGGCAUCUUCCCCUGUUCCUCAAACGAUGUUUUUGUUUUGGGUUUUCUGGUACAUGUCACGGCCUAAACUCUUACCCAACUCCAGGCUUCCUUUCUCGAACGGCUCGUUGGGUGUAGGCACCUCCGGAAGGUUCUCGCAGGUUGUCUUCUUUGCGGUGGAGUUCUUGCCGGCUGAUCAUGCGAGCCUGAGAUUCUUGUCAUCAUGGGAAGCCAAGCCAAGACUGUUGUUUGGUUUAGGAGGGACUUGAGGAUCGAGGACAAUCCGGCGUUGUCUGCCGCUGCCAAGGACGGCUGCGUCCUACCGGUUUUCAUAUGGUGUCCAAGUGAAGAGGGCCAGUUUUACCCGGGUCGAGUCUCCCGGUGGUGGCUGAAGCACUCCCUCGCCCACCUCGAUCGGUCGUUGAGGUCCCUCGGCGCUCCUCUCACGUUCAUCAGAUCUGAAAGCACUCUAGCAGCCCUUUUGCAGUGCAUUGGUGCAAUUAGGGCUACUAGGUUGGUCUAUAAUCAUCUUUACGAUCCUGUUUCACUUGUCCGUGAUCAUAAAAUAAAAAGUCAGCUAGUGAGCCUUGGAAUCAGUGUGCAAAGUUUUAAUGGUGAUCUCUUAUAUGAACCGUGGGGAGUUUAUGAUGAAAGUGGACUUGCUUUUACAACCUUUGAUGCAUACUGGGGCAAAUGCAGGAGCAUGCCAAAUGAGCUGACAAUGCUUCUUCCUCCCUGGAAGUUGGUUCCUCCUACAGGUACAGAAAGUGUCGAAAGUUGUUCGAUUGAAGAGUUUGGGCUUGAAAAUGAAAUAGAAAAAUCGAGUAAUGCAUUAUUAAGCAGGGCCUGGUCCCCAGGUUGGAGCAAUGCAGACAAGGUGUUGAGUGAAUUUAUUGAUGAGCAUCUUCUAGAAUAUUCCAAUAAUAGAAUGAAGGUAGAAGGCACUACUACCUCAUUGCUGUCACCCUAUCUACAUUUUGGUGAACUCAGUGUUAGAAAAAUAUAUCAAAAUGUCAGAAUGAAGCAAAUACAGUGGGCAAAGGAUGGCAACUGUAAAGCAGAAGAAAGUGUGAACUUUUUCCUGCAAUCAAUUGGUCUCAGAGAAUACUCGCGUUAUCUUUGUUUUAACUUCCCAUUCACAUAUGAGCGAUCACUACUGGGUAAUCUAAAACACUACCCUUGGCGUGCUGAUGAAGGUCAGUUCAAGUCUUGGAGGCAGGGGAAGACUGGGUAUCCUUUGGUGGAUGCAGGAAUGAGAGAACUUUGGGCAACUGGUUGGAUACACAAUAGAACUAGAGUGAUUGUAGCAAGUUUUUUUGUGAAGAUUUUGCUACUUCCGUGGACCUGGGGAAUGAAAUACUUCUGGGACACAUUGCUGGAUGCUGAUCUCGAAAGUGACAUCCUUGGUUGGCAGUAUGUAUCAGGAAGCUUACCCGAUGGUCAUGAGCUCAAACGUCUUGACAAUCCUGAGGUACUUGGUCAGAAGUAUGAUCCAGAUGGUGAAUAUAUAAGAAAUUGGAUUCCAGAGCUUGCGAGACUGCCAACCGAAUGGAUUCACCAUCCGUGGGAUGCUCCGAGUACAGUGCUAAAAGCAGCUGGUGUUGAGCUAGGAUUGAACUACCCAAGGCCAAUCGUAGAAAUACUUACAGCUAGGGAGCGACUUGAUGAUGCUGUGGACAUGAUGUGGGAACUUGAUAGGGCUGCAAAAGUUGCAAAAUUAAGCAGUUCAGAUGAAGUUGUAGCUGAUAAUUUGAUUAAUUUGAAUAGUUUGGACAUCCCAAAAGUUGUUGUGAAGAAAGAGGUAUAUUGCACUAGUUCAUCUCUUGAUCAAAGAGUGCCCUCUAUUCACAAUAUGAAGGAUAACUCAGUAAACAAGAAACCGAGGGAUCCAAGUGGAGAAAAACCCUGUGCAGUUAUCUUAAGUUCACACUCUAAUACUGUGGAGAAGUCAAAGAUGGAUGUUGAUUUACUUUCAACAGCCGAAUCAUCAUCUGCCAGGAAAAGAAGCAUCAGUGAAAGUCAUUGUGCUGUUCCAACUCAUUUUUCUUCUUCGCCAGACAUAAAUCCUGUGCAAGAGGAUGGUUCAACGGGCCAAUGUCAUCUAAACAGGUCUAGUUCUGACUAUCCGUGGCAAGGAGCAGAUGGAAUUGGAGAAGGAAAGGAGGAAGAGGAUUUUGAUGCUCAAAGCAGCUUCAAGGGCUUCAGACCAUGCAAGAAACCUGCUUGUCUCUAACAGAUAAUACGGAGGUCGGCGAUAUCUGGUGUACGCUAAAAUCUUGUCCCCUUUGUCUUCUACUUGUACUAUGUUAAUGCAGAAACGAAUAGCUUUAUUAUACACUCAUCGAAACAAUUUUGUAUGUAUCACUUCUCCUUUGGUUGAAAUAAAUGUUCAACUUUGUCAAA
This is a messenger RNA of Musa acuminata subsp. malaccensis (wild Malaysian banana), 2763 nucleotides long. Its product is annotated as cryptochrome-1. Gene Ontology annotation, cellular component: cytoplasm; nucleus. Lineage: Eukaryota; Viridiplantae; Streptophyta; Magnoliopsida; Zingiberales; Musaceae. Gene Ontology annotation, biological process: entrainment of circadian clock by photoperiod; circadian regulation of gene expression; blue light signaling pathway. Gene Ontology annotation, molecular function: FAD binding; DNA binding; blue light photoreceptor activity. The record is from RefSeq and is a predicted model, not a curated record.